GCAAGGUUGUUGGAGCCGAAUGCUCAAACCGCUAGCCACAUAUGGGCAGGCGUUAUCCCAAAAAAUUCUCCAAGCUUAUUUCGCUUUGGCCGCCCGUUGAAAGAGAAAUACACCAAGUACCAUCUUACCAGUUUCUUGCUCUCGGCAUUAUACCCUUCGCAUAUUCACAAUGGUGAAAAAGAGUAAGUUGCUAUCGGCGCUAGAUGCCCAUAAAGGACGCAAUUAUGAGUUAGAGCGACAGAAAAAGUUGCAGAAGGCUGCAGAGAGGAGAAAAAGAGCACCGGCGGGAGAUUCUAAAGAUACCCUGAAUGAUAAUGAGGAGCAAGAAACUAAACAAACUGAUCCCACUUCUCUAAAGCAAAAUGGUACCGGAGAUAGAGAAGACGAAAAACCCACUCCUACGAGCCAAGCUAAAGAGGAGCGACGGACGGAUCAGGAAGAAGAGCAAGAUGAAGAUGGGGACGAGGAUGAAGAGGAAGAGGACAUUCCCUUAUCAGAGCUUUCAGAGGAAGAUGCCACAGACGUAAUACCGCACCAACGCCUCACUAUCAACAAUUCCGCCGCCAUCCUCUCUUCGCUCAAGCGCAUCUCGUUUCUCACGCCUCAGACUCCAUUCUCAGAACACAACAGCCUUACAUCAACAGAACCCAUCGAUGUCCCAGAUCCCAACGAUGAUCUUACACGUGAAUUGGCUUUCUACACUGUUUGCGUUUCCGCCGCGAAAUCCGCGAGAGAUCAAUUGAAGAAGGAAGGGAUACCCUUUUCACGACCGACAGAUUACUUUGCCGAAAUGGUCAAGUCUGAUGAGCAUAUGGGCCGAGUGAAGAAGAAAUUGUUCGACGAAGCUGCGGCGAAGAAGGCAAGCGCGGAAGCUAAACGACAGCGAGAUCUUAAAAAGUUCGGAAAACAAGUCCAGGUUGCCAAGCUACAACAGAGACAGAAAGAGAAGCGGGAGACGCUGGAUAAGAUCAAUAGUCUGAAGCGGAAACGCAAAGCGAGUGAUGGGGCUCCCACUGAAGAGUCAGACCUUUUCGACGUUACCCUAGAAGACGAAGGCAAAUCCCAUUCACGGGGUGGAGCCAAUAAGGGUGGCCGCAACGGUCCGGGUGCUCAAAGCAAGCGACAAAAGAAGGAUCAGAAGUUUGGGUUUGGGGGCAAGAAGCGAUUCGCGAAGAGUGGAGAUGCGAUGUCCAGCGGCGAUUUGAGCGGGUUUUCAGUGGGUAAGAUGAAAGGACAAAAAAAAGGAGGCGCGCAGAGGCCGGGGAAGAGCAGAAGGGCAACCUUCAAGAGGACUUGAGAGUGCGGCAUUCGGGAGCACAUAAUUGCAAACGUUUGUGAUAUUUUCUCAUUUCAUUUCUGUAUGCUAGGGAGCGGAUGGGUUUAUAUUCCCGCCCUAAAUUCUAUAGAAUUGAUUUGUUUAUCAAAGCUGUCGCUAAGUCUUUCCUCGUUAUGAAGGAAUAGGGAUUCAGGGCAAGUUAUGUAUCUGCCUAUACACUGCAAGAACACCAAGGGCUAUCCUAUAGAAUCCUCCAUUUGCAGCCAUGUCAGUCAAUUUGAAGGGCAAGGCUGGAUCACACUUAAAAGUUGUUAAUAGGUCGUAAAUUCUUCGUUACUCAUCACUAAAGUUAUAGGGAUCCAAUAACACCAAAAAAGUUGCCUUCCAGAAUCAUGCCAUGUGGUAUCGCCUGAUGGAAUAUAAAAAUACAUAUAUCAUAUAUAUAUAUAUGUACUG
Molecule: messenger RNA, 1732 nt
Organism: Blastomyces dermatitidis ER-3
Lineage: Eukaryota; Fungi; Ascomycota; Eurotiomycetes; Onygenales; Ajellomycetaceae
Product: rRNA processing protein
Exons: 3
Coding region: 170-1297 (375 amino acids)
Biological process (GO): ribosomal large subunit biogenesis; rRNA processing
Cellular component (GO): preribosome, large subunit precursor; nucleolus; nuclear periphery
Source: RefSeq, a predicted model, not a curated record